GCUUGAGGCUUUAGCUUCUAAAGUUCUACUCAUCACUUUAUCAUUCUCUGAGAAAGUUUUUCAUCACUGUCUUUGCGUCUCACCGAUUCUCAGUCAUCGUCUCCUUAGUUUAGUUUCUCAGUCACCGCCACUUUAGCUUCUAAUCGGACUUCGACAUUUCAGACCGGCACGAUGGCACAACGACACUUGAAAUUUACUUCAGACCUUCUGUAGACUGUAGUUCUGUUCUUCCUCAGCUCGUCAUUUUUUCUGUUUGAAAAAGCUACGCAACAGAGCUAAUGAGCUUAGCCCAGAAAGAUAGGGAAUGGUUGAUCUCUGUUAGAAGAAGGAUACACGAAAAUCCAGAACUUAGAUUUCAAGAACACAAGACAAGUGCUCUUAUCCGAAGAGAGCUCGAUAGACUCAAUAUCUCUUAUUCAUUCCCCUUUGCCAAGACCGGUAUCGUCGCACAAAUUGGGUCUGGAUCUCGCCCAAUUGUAGCUCUACGAGCUGACAUGGAUGCCCUCCCCUUGCAGGAGCUUGUGGAAUGGGAAUAUAAGAGCAAAAUUGAUGGUAAAAUGCACGGUUGUGGGCACGAUGCCCAUGUCACCAUGCUUCUUGGAGCGGCUAAAAUGCUUAGUCAACGCCAACGGAAAGAUGAUCUCAAGGGGACUGUGAGGCUCCUUUUCCAGCCUGCAGAGGAAGGUGGUGCAGGUGCAGCUCACAUGAUAAAGGAAGGUGCUCUUGGUGAUGCUGAAGCAAUCUUUGGAAUGCAUGUUGACUUCCAAAGGCCCACAGGAAGCAUACAGUCCAUUGCAGGACCUGCUCUAGCUGCAGUAUGUUUUUUUGAAGCAAGGAUAGAAGGGAAAGGUGGGAAUUCUGCAGCACCCCACUUGACUGUGGAUCCAAUACUUGCAGCUUCAUUUACCAUUUUGGCAUUGCAACAACUCAUUUCAAGAGAAGUGGAUCCUCUCCAUAGCCAAGUUCUUUCUGUUACUUAUGUCAAAGGAGGGACAGCAAUCAAUGCCAUUCCCUCACAUGUGAAUUUUGAGGGCACUUUGAGGAGUCUUACCACUGAAGGGCUGCACAGACUCUGGUGGAGGGUGAAGGAGGUUAUUGAACGACAGGCAGAUGUACAUAGAUGCAAGGCCUUUGUUAACAAAAAAGAUGAGGAAGGGUACCCAGCUUACCCUGCUGUUUUUAAUGAUGAGAACCUGCAUCAGCAUGUUGAAAGGGUAGGCAGGCUAUUGCUAGGUUCCAAGAAUGUUAUGAUGGGCGAGAAGGUGAUGGCAGGUGAGGACUUUGCCUUCUAUCAAGAAGUGAUUCCUGGUGUGAUGUUUGGAAUUGGAAUUAGAAACGAGAAAGUGGGUUCGGUUCACCCUCCACACUCUCCUUACUUUUUUCUUGAUGAGGAUGUUCUUCCAAUUGGGGCAGCUAUGCACACUGCACUAGCAGAAAUAUACCUGAAUGAGCAUCAAAAUUCCAUCGAUGGAAGUGGCAUUACAGAUUGAUUAAUAAAGAUGGAUCUGUAGAAAAUAGUACAAAUGAGAUCCUCCUUUUUGAUGUAUCAAUUCACAGUUGAAAAGUUCUUAAGUGGGGAAGGAUUUUAAGCUCACUGUACAUGCAAAUGGGACCAACCAAGAUAAUAUUUACAGGGAAAAGUUUGAAAAAGAAAUUGUAUGCUCUUGGUAAAAUGUCAUCCUUUAAAGAGCCAAAAUAAGAUAAUAUUUGCACUAAAUUAAGAAUAUGGAAGGAUGUUGAUGUCCUGAUAAUAUUUAGGAAAAUGGGAUUUCAUUUCCAAACA
This is a messenger RNA of Nelumbo nucifera (sacred lotus), 1783 nucleotides long. NCBI's taxonomy places the organism in Eukaryota, Viridiplantae, Streptophyta, Magnoliopsida, Proteales, Nelumbonaceae. The record is from RefSeq and is a predicted model, not a curated record.